Molecule: messenger RNA, 1476 nt
Organism: Portunus trituberculatus (swimming crab)
Lineage: Eukaryota; Metazoa; Arthropoda; Malacostraca; Decapoda; Portunidae
Product: serine/threonine-protein kinase ste20-like
Exons: 1
Coding region: 1-1476 (491 amino acids)
Biological process (GO): protein phosphorylation; signal transduction
Cellular component (GO): cytoplasm
Molecular function (GO): ATP binding; protein kinase activity
Source: RefSeq, a predicted model, not a curated record
AUGGCUUUGUCCAAGAGUAGCACUGUUUCAGCAGCACUGGAGCAGCAGGCUUCUCACUCCACACACAAGCGCAGGAUCUCUUCGCCCUCACGGCACGAAGAGUUCCCUGCUGUGAUUAAGAAACGCAGGCACAGCGCUAGCCUGCCCCACCACCGAGAAGGAGGCCAAGCCCACUCAGGAAUAGCGCCCCACACCAGGAAGAGACCGGUAGCCACCAACUCAUUACAAGAUUCUUGUCCCUGCCCCGCUAAAAGGUCAAAAAUUUCUUUCCCUUCACCACGACGCUUUUCUGGCCACAUCAACAAGCUCACGCGUCGAGUUGACCAAGCAGAAGACGCAGCCAAUGUGACAACUUCAGGCCGCAAGAGACAACGAUCCGCAGCUGCCAGGGUGGCGACUGAACCCUCGCCCUGCUCCGCAAAGAGGCAGAGGACACAGAGUGGUGCGGCAGCCACUGCCUCUCCUGCACAGUCACCAGGCACAGGGCACAGUCAGCUUGCUCCUGGAGAGGCAGGAAGCCCGUCUCUUCCUUUCGUAACUGCUGCCACACACCACACGCCACCACGUCCCAAAGCUCCACAACAGGCUUGCUUCAACAACAAAAACAGACCCAAUAUGCGCUUGUUUCCUUGGUGGCGACACACUAAGCAAAGGAAACUUUUGAAGGAAGAGAAGGAAGCACUGCGAUUCCUUCACCAAAUUGACAUUGCUCUGCUGACGAUCGCUGACGUGGAACAGAUCGUCAGUAACGGGACCAAGAGACUGGGAUCGGGCGCCUAUGGCUCGUGUGACAAGGCCGUCGAUCCCACAACUCAGCAGCCACUCGUCAUCAAAACGUUCGCUAAAGAUCUCAACGGACUCGACGACCUCAUCUCAGAGGCGACCAACCUGCGACACCUGCAGCUUCCCGGCGUGCAGCGACUGGUCGGCGUCUGCGUCCACACGCGACAGAUGAUAAGUCACUUUGCUGGUAUCACCGCUAAACGCUACUUCAAGCGUAACGCACCCUCCCUAGCUGACACCCUCAGUGUCUUCGGCCAGGUCUCGCGAACGCUGCAGCACGUGCUCGACAAGGGUUUGACCCACAAUGACCUUAAGAGCGACAACGUUUGCGUUCAGGCGAAUACUGAUGUCCCUGAAGCAACUAUCAUUGAUUUUGGCCUCGCCCGGCGGGUGGGCACCCUGCUGAUCUACGAAAAGUGCUCAGAUUCGAAGAGGCUCCCCUGGCUGGCACCGGAGCUACUUCGGCACACCUACCCUUGUGGUGAGGCAUCCGACGUGUUCAGUCUGGCUCACCUCAUCAAAGAGUCGCUGCCCGUCAGGAGCAGGUCCGAACAGAGGCCCUCCCUGGCCGCCCUCAAGGAACUGGUGAGGCGCGCCCAGCUCAUCACUCCAGCAAAGCGGCCCCGCCUCUCAGCGUUCACUGAGCUGCUGCAGCAGAUGCACGAGGAGGCCACGAAGAGCGCAAAGGAGUGA